This is a messenger RNA of Closterium sp. NIES-65, 269 nucleotides long. The record is from the annotation of a GenBank genome assembly. Lineage: Eukaryota; Viridiplantae; Streptophyta; Zygnematophyceae; Desmidiales; Closteriaceae.
GUUUCUUAUGAAGCUAAACAAUGAGACGGUGUCCAUAGAGCUGAAGAAUGGCACAAUUGUACACGGGACCAUUCUCGGAGUGGACAUCAGUAUGAACACUCACCUUAAAACAGUGAAGCUUACAGUCAAGGGCAAGAACCCAGUAGCCCUGGACCAUUUGAGUGUACGGGGACACACAAUCCGGUAUUUUAUCCUGCCCGACAGCUUGAAUCUUGACACGCUAUUGGUGGACGAUGCACCCCGACGAAAGGCAAAGAAACAACCAGCAG